This is a messenger RNA of Quercus robur (English oak), 649 nucleotides long. Its product is annotated as probable LRR receptor-like serine/threonine-protein kinase At1g07650. The transcript has 3 exons. Lineage: Eukaryota; Viridiplantae; Streptophyta; Magnoliopsida; Fagales; Fagaceae. The record is from RefSeq and is a predicted model, not a curated record. The coding region runs from base 2 to 649 and encodes 215 amino acids.
CAUGGCUCCUAAAUAUGCAUUAUGGGGUUAUUUAACCUACAAAGCGGAUGUUUAUAGUUUUGGAGUUGUUGCAUUGGAAAUUGUUGCUGGGAAGAACAACAUGAAAUAUCGACCAAAUGAGAAAUUUGUAUGCCUCUUGGAUUGGGCAACCGUUUUACAAAAGAAAGGGGAUUUGAUGGAGUUGGUAGAUCCAAAAUUGGGGUCUGAGUUCAGUAAGGAAGAGGUACUUAGAAUGAUAAAAGUAGCUUUAUUAUGCACUAAUCCAUCACCAGCCCUUAGGCCCACCAUGACUGCCGUAGUGAGUAUGCUUGAAGGCAAGACAGUUGUUGAUGAAAUGGCCAGGGAUCCAGAUAUUUAUGGCGAUGAAUGGAGGUUUGAAGCCUUAAGAGACCAAUUUGGUCAGAGCCUACAACUAAACUCAGUUGAAGGUCAGAGCCUCGUUCAGUCAGCAAAUCCAACAUGGAUUGGCUCUUCUUCUACAUCUCCCUUCCACUUCACACUCCACUCCACACUCCACUCCACUCCAGAAUCUUCCACACACUUCAAACCCCUCUCAUCCCUUAAGCCGGCUCAAGGUUUGAGAUAUUUUGAUCUUAUUCUUAAGAGUGUGUAUAUAUGGAUUACCUAUGUCAUAUCAGGUAUAACUUGA